Molecule: messenger RNA, 5338 nt
Organism: Mercurialis annua (annual mercury)
Lineage: Eukaryota; Viridiplantae; Streptophyta; Magnoliopsida; Malpighiales; Euphorbiaceae
Product: protein GFS12
Exons: 16
Coding region: 133-5169 (1678 amino acids)
Biological process (GO): protein phosphorylation
Molecular function (GO): ATP binding; protein kinase activity; protein binding
Source: RefSeq, a predicted model, not a curated record
GAAACGGUGCGUUUAGUCUAACAGAGAAACAAAAGCAGCCUGUUCAAGAAUUUCGUAUCACCUAAACGAUCAAAAAUAUUUAUGAGAAUUGGUAGAGAUGAAGAGUAUGCAACACUCAAUUGAUGUUUGACGAUGACGAUGGCGAUGACGGAGCAGCAGCAGACGUGCUUCGAUUGUCUCCGACGCCGAAUUGAAUCCGAUUUCUCGGAGCAACUGCUCUUCUGUUAUGGCAUAUCUGAUUCCGCUCUUCCCUUAGGCUCCUCCGCUGUUGUUCAGGUUUCUAAUUCUAAUGGAGUAGGCGGAGGAGGAGGAGGAGAGUCCACUACUUCAGCUUCUCACUUCAUACUGGAGCAGUUGCCGACUCACCAAUACGAUUGUUUGGCUAAAUGCGUUGAUGAAUAUAUUAAGCAAAAUAAUGAAGACAAUGACAGCCAUGGGAUUGAUGCUAAUUCAGUUACUGUUGCAACUAAACCACAAUCCCCACCACACCAGUCUUUACAUCUGCUAAAUGCCAAUUCAAAAGCAUCUGUAGAUUUUGUUGGAUCUGAAAGGUCUACUUGUGCUUAUUCUAAGAGCUUUUCAUGCUCCCGUGUAAUUAGUGCAUUGGCACCGCUUGCUCAGUUUGAUGUUUGUUCCUAUAAUGUCCUCAAAAAGAUUGCCUCUAACUAUUUGUCUGGGUUUCUGGAAGAUAAUGUGAUGCACUCGCUUAAUCUCCUGAUCCAAGGAAAAGCUUCAGGACGAGACAGUGUAAAUUUUCUUCGUCUACUUGGGAUACCAUAUUUUGACGAACAUAGCAUUCCUGGUUUCCUUAGGCACCCUAAUAUAGUUCCUGUUCUUGGAUACCUCAGAACAUCCGGGAAUAUUUAUUCUGUAAUUCCAAGAACUCCAUAUACUUUAGAAAGUAUUCUAUAUUUUUGCCCAAAUGCUUUAAAGUCCGAGUGGCAUAUAAGAUUUGUGGUGUAUCAGCUGCUUUCUGCCAUUGCUUUCUUACAUGGUUUAGGGGUUCACCAUGGUAAGAUACGUCCAUCUAAUAUAAUGCUAACUGAUUUAUGCUGGUCCUGGCUGCGCAUAUAUGACGAGCCAAAAUCAGGAUCUAGUUUAAGUUCAAGGGAAGGUGAAAGCAAACAUCCUGCUGCCUUUGCAAGAACCUGUUGUGGCUUGGACGGGUGCUCUUCUCAAGGGCUCUACAGAGAUUUGAAGCUUUCAUUGUCAAUGGAUUGGCAUUCCCAAUUUUAUAUGUGGUGGAAAGGAGAGCUAAGUAAUUUUGAGUAUUUACUCGUCUUAAAUAAAUUGGCUGGUAGAAGGUGGGGAGAUCACACAUUUCAUACUGUAAUGCCGUGGGUAAUAGACUUUAGCACAAAACCAGAUGAGAAUUCUGAUUCCGGGUGGAGGGACUUGAGCAAAAGCAAAUGGCGGUUAGCAAAAGGUGAUGAACAGUUGGACUUCACCUACUCAACGUCUGAAAGGCCACAUCAUGUAUCAGAUGAAUGCCUUUCUGAGCUAGCUGUCUGCAGCUAUAAAGCUAGGAGGUUACCAUUAAGUGUUCUUCGUCUGGCUGUUCGUUCAGUCUAUGAACCUAAUGAAUAUCCAUCCAGUAUGUUAAGAUUGUACCAGUGGACUCCUGAUGAGUGCAUCCCUGAGUUCUAUUGUGAUCCUCAAAUUUUUUAUUCUAUGAAUGCUGGCAUGACAGAUCUGGCAGUACCAUUAUGGGCAGGUAGUCCAGAGGAGUUUAUUCAGUUGCAUCGAGAUGCCUUAGAAAGUGAUCGUGUCUCAAGUCAAAUUCAUCACUGGAUUGAUAUUACCUUUGGCUACAAGAUGUCUGGGCAGGCUGCCGUGGCUGCAAAGAAUGUUAUGCUGCCUUCAUCAGAGCCCACGAUACCACUAUCAGCAGGACGCCGCCAACUCUUUACUCGACCACAUCCUGCACGUCUAGUUUCUGUAAGUAAGAAACUAUGUGGGGCCAAAUCAUCUUCGAUGGACAAAUGCUUGAUAAAUGAAGUAGAGAAUAAAACACCUCUUCUCAAUGAAGCUACUUAUUUAGAAAAACUAGAAGACGCAUCUGCAUUUUCUGAGCAUGCUGGUAAUUUGAGUCCUCAGUAUAGCUGUAAUCCAAAAAAUCUUGUAAAUGAUAUAUUUCCCGUUGAAGAAACAGCAGCUAAGAGUAGUGAUAAAGGCAUCUUUAAGCCUCUAGAAAUCAUUAAAAGAUAUGGAUUUCCAUCUGAUAUUAAUUUAAAUUAUCUUCUUGAGCAUAUGGAGGUGGAUGUUGAAGGUUCCAUGGGAUACCAAGAGUUACUUCUUUGGAAUCAAAAGUCCUCAAGCUUAGGUAACUCUCCUGAAGAUCUCGCGAAGGACAUGUUUUCUGUUGGUUGUAUCUUGGCAGAACUUUAUUUGAAGAGGCCACUUUUCGAAUCAAUCUCAUUAGCUACAUACGAGGAAAGUGGUAUUUUACCAGAAUCUAUGCUGGAACUUCCUCCUCAUGCUAAAGUUCUAGUUGAAGCUUGCAUCCAAAAGGAUUGGAGAAGGAGACCAUCGGCGAAAUGUGUUCUAGAAUCACCUUAUUUUCCCACAACGAUUAAGUCAUCCUACUUGUUUAUUGCACCACUUCAGCUUCUAGCAAAUAAUGGAUCUCAUCUUCAAUAUGCUGCGAAUUUUGCUAAACAAGGAGCCCUGAAAGCAAUGGGUGCCUUUGCAGCUGAAAUGUGUGUCCCUUUUUGUUUACCUCUUGUAGUAAACCCUCAGUUUGAAAUUGAAGCUGAAUGGGCUUAUGUUCUGCUGAAAGAGUUUAUUAAAUGUUUGACACCAAAGGCAGUGAAGACAUUAGUCUUGCCAGCUAUCCAGAAGAUUCUUCAGACUACAGGUUAUUCACAUUUGAAGGUUUUACUUCUCCAAGGUUCAUUUGUGCAAGAGAUUUGGAAUCUCAUGGGUAAACAAGCAUAUUUGGAAACAUUACAUCCCUUAGUUAUUGCAAAUUUGUACGUUGCUCCUCAUAAGAGUUCUGCUGCUGUUGCUUCUGUUCUGCUGAUUGGUACUAGUGAAGAGCUCGGUGUACCUAUCACAGUCAAUCAGACAAUCUUGCCUUUAAUUCACUGCUUUGGGAAAGGACUCUGUCCUGAUGGAAUUGAUGUGCUGGUUAGAAUUGGUGGUCUCUUAGGCGAGGGCUUUAUUAUUAGACAGAUGCUACCCCUGCUCAAACAAGUUGUUCGUUCUUGUGUCAACAUCUCGUUUAUGGAUACGCCGGAGCCUUCUCAGAGUUGGAGUGCAUUAACCUUUAUGGACUGCUUAAGCACAAUAGAUGGUCUAAUUGUAUUCUUGCCAAGGGAGGUGGUUGUAAAGGAACUGAUUGAAGAUAAGAGUUGUUUACACGUUACCAUCCUUAAGCAGACCAACUGGGAAAUUCCAGUACUUCAGGUUGCUGCUACAACUCUCAUGGCACUUUGUCAGCGAAUUGGACCAGAAUUAACAGCAUUACAUGUUCUGCCACAACUCAAAGACCUAUUUGAUGAGCUUGCUUUCUCACAGGAGAAAGCAUACGACUCUGGUUAUUUCAACAAAAACUUCAGCAUUUCUAAAUCCAAAGUAAAUGGGGAGGCUCAAAUUGAAAGCCGCAUGGAUCUUGUGUUGCUUCUGUAUCCUUCUUUUACAUCUCUUCUUGGGAUUGAGAAACUUCGUCAGUGUUGUACCACAUGGUUGCUUCUCGAGCAAUUUCUUCUACGAUGUCAUAAUUGGAAGUGGGAACAUUCAGGAGAGCCAUCUCGGAGUGGAGCUGAAAAUAUUACUGCAAAAAGGCCUCCUUUCAAUCAGACCUCAACAUCUAACUACAAUCCUGCUAAGCUAUUGCUUAAUGGUGUUGGCUGGUCGAUUCCGCAAUCACAAGGAAUCAGAGGUGCCAAAAAUUUGAUACUGCAGAGACAGUUUGAUGACAUCCAUGAGAAUUCAGUGGGAAGUCAUUUAGCAGCCUCAAAUCCUUCAAAGCGCGAACCCUGGUUUUGGUUUCCUAGUCCAGCUGGCAGCUGGGAUGGGCCUGAUUUCCUUGCGCGUGUUGGGAGUGCGAAAGAUGAACUUCCCUGGAAGAUUAGAGCAUCUAUAUUAUAUUCAAUCCGUGCACAUCAUGGAGCAUUAAGAUCUUUAGCUGUUAGCCAAGAUGAGUGUAUGGUUUUCACUGCAGGAAUUGGCCCAGGGUCCAAAGGAACUGUUCAGAAGUGGGAACUCUCAAAAAUUAACUGUAUAUCUGGCUAUUAUGGUCAUGAGGAGGUGGUAAACGACAUUUGUGUAUUAUCAUCCAGUGAAAGGAUAGCAUCCUGUGAUGGAACUAUUCAUGUCUGGAAUAGCAGAACAGGGAAAGUACUAUCUGUUUUUGCUGAAGCAUCAGCUGAGCCUUCACAUACUGCAAGCCCUUCAUCCUCUACAUCAAAGGUUAAUCUUGAUCAUUCCAAUAUGCUAAAUUCCAACACAUUAUCAAUUGGAUUACUGUCUAGUGCAUUUGAUGGGAGCUUGUACACAUGUAUGCACCAUUUAGAAUCUCUUGAAAUGCUUGUAGCUGGCACCGGAAAUGGUUCUCUCAGGUUUCUUGAUGUUACCCAGGGUCGAAAGCUUCAUCUGUGGAGAGGUGAAGCUAUCGAAUCUGCUUUUCCUUCUCUCGUCUCUGCCAUAUCCUCAUGUGGAUCUGACAAAACUCCAGCUGAUGGAACUUUUGCAUCACCAUCGUGGAUUGCAUCUGGACUAAGUUCUGGUCAUUGCAGAGUAUUUGAUGUCAGAAGUGGAAAUGUUGUUGCCUUUUGGAAGGCUCAUGAUGGAUACGUGACAAAGUUGGCUGCACCAGAGGACCAUUUGCUUGUUUCCAGUUCUUUUGAUAGAACUCUCCGGGUUUGGGACCUUAGAAGGAAUUGGCCUACGCAGCCCACCACGGUGUUCAAAGGUCAUACAGAUGGAAUAUCUUGUUUUUCCAUAUGGGGACAAGAUGUAAUUUCAAUUUCCAAAAAUAAGAUUGGCCUAUCCACUUUGUCUAGAUCUGCUAAAGAAGAAGGGCAGCAGCAAAUUGUGCCCCAGAAACUGUUUGCAGCUGAUCAUGGAAUGAAAAAUUUGUCAAUCUUAUCAACUAUGAGUAUUUUGCCCUUCUCACGAUUGUUUGUUGUUGGAACUGAAGAUGGUUACAUGAAAAUUUGUUGUUAGAUGUUAGAGUUAUAGCUUUUGUUAUUAGUAACUUAAAUCAUUUUUGUGAUUCAAAUAUAGGCUUGUAUUUUCAAAAUCUUAAAUUUAAACUUUGAUUUAACAGGAUUUGUAAGUUGUAACUGGGACUUUAAUACACAUUGUUAAAUUUAACCUUUCAAAUUGUAUGGCA